AUGGCUCUAGAAAGUGGCAUUGACGGCUGGCUGCGAUAUGCUGAGCUGCCAGCUGACCUUCGCACAAAGCAAGAUCAAUACUCUGGCAUUAUUGUCCUUGAUGGAGUUCAAACCAGUCCCGUCUACACAGCUGCGAAAGAGCUACAAGAUGGCUUACAACGUAUCCUCGGCCAAACCCUGAAGCUGGAGACUUUAUUUGACAAUGUCGCGGCAAAACAACCAUCAAUUGUUGUCGGUACUCUCGAUGCUUUCUCCAGACUGGGAGUCGACCCACCACCAGAAGAGUUCAAACCGGACGGCUUUUACCUCAACACUCAGGCUGGAAAUGGCAAUGUUCAUAUUAUGGGCGAAAGUGAGAGUGGUGCUCUUUACGGUGCCUUUGAAUUCCUGAUGCGCCUGGCACAAGGGAAUUUCGAGCCUGUGUCUAUCGUCGAUAACCCCAGCGCGCUGAUACGAUGGGUCAAUCAAUGGGAUAACCUCGACGGAAGCAUUGAACGUGGAUACGCAGGCCCAUCCAUCUUCUUCAAAGAUGGUGAGGUUGUUGAGGACAUGACACGUAUUUCUCAAUUUGCCCGGCUUUUGUCUUCCAUCCGUCUGAAUGCAGUCGUGGUCAAUAACGUUAAUGCCAACCCCAAGCUCUUCAGUGAGACAAACCUUCGCGGUCUUCAGCGGAUUGCGGAUACGAUGAGACCAUGGGGCAUCCGCAUUGGUAUAUCACUUUACUUCGAUUCCCCUCGAGAGUUUGGUGGCCUUUCUACUGCCGAUCCUUUGGAUCCUGACGUCAUUGCGUGGUGGCAGGAUAUCACUCGAAAGAUUUUCGAGAAGGUACCAGACCUAGUCGGUUAUACGAUCAAAGCGAACUCGGAAGGUCAACCAGGUCCCCUGACAUACAACCGCACACUCGCAGAUGGAGCAAAUAUGUUUGCCCGGGCUUUGCAGCCAUACGGAGACGCCAUUGUGCUAUAUCGUGCGUUCGUGUACAAUCAUCACUUGGAUGAAUCAGUUUGGACCAAUGAUCGCGCCAACGCCGCCGUUGAUUAUUUCAAACAUCUUGACGGUCAAUUCGAGGACAACGUUCAAAUUUGCCUCAAAUGGGGUCCUAUAGACUUUCAAGUUAGAGAGGCUCCGUCACCUCUCUUUGCGAAUCUACGAAAGACUAAAGUUGUGAUUGAGACACAGGUCGCGCAGGAGUAUCUGGGGCAACAAAGUCAUUUUGUGUACAUGGCGCCACUUUGGAAAGAGAUUCUAGACUUUGAUAUGAGAAUUGAUGGCCAAGAUUCUGCCAUCCGGGAUAUUGUUUCUGGGUCCACAACUGUCCUCAACAUUGGCAGUGACACUACUUGGAUCGGGCACCACUUGUCCCUCUCGAACUUGUAUGCAUAUGGUCGAAUGGCUUGGAACCCACUUUCAGAUCCAAUUAAUAUGAUUGAAGGAUGGUCCCGACUCACCUUCAGCCUCAAUCCAACCGUGGUUGAUACAAUAACAAAGAUCUCAAUGGAAUCUUGGCCGACCUACGAGAACUACAGUGGCAACCUCGGAAUCCAAACACUCUGUGAUAUCAUUUACACUCAUUAUGGUCCCAGUCCAGCAAGCAUGGACGGGAAUGGAUGGGGCCAAUUCACGAGAGCAAAUUCGACGAGUAUUGGGGUGGAUCGCACUGUCGCGACAGGCUCAGGCAAUGCUGGGCAAUACCCGCCAGAGGUGGCGGCAAUCUUCGAAGAUAUUGAAAAAACGCCUGACGAGCUUCUCCUGUGGUUUCACCACGUUCCUUAUACUCAUCGUCUGAAAUCCGGCAAGACCGUUAUUCAACAUUUCUACGACGCGCACUAUGAAGGUGCAGCUAACGCUCAAACCUUCCCCAAGCGAUGGGCGAAACUGAAAGGUUUGAUUGACAACCAUCGGUUUGAACAUGUCGCGUUCAAAUUGGAGUAUCAGGCUGGCCAUGCACUUGUCUGGCGAGACUCAGUCAAUAACUUUUACUCCGCCAAGUGCCAGAUCCCUGACGAGAAGAACCGAGUCGCCAACUAUCAGUGGCGGAUCGAGGCCGAGGACAUGCGACUAUCCGGGUAUAAAAUUGUUGCUGUUACGCCUUUCGAAGCGGCAUCUGGAGGGAAAGCCAUCAUUACUGAAUCGAACCAAAGUCCAGGAACUGCGAUGGCGAAGAUACCUUAUCCAUCUGGAAAAUACAAUAUUGCGGUAAAUUACUUCGACCACAUGGGCGGUACAUCGAAGUAUGAGAUCUCCCUGAACAAUCAAGUGAUUGGAAAAUGGUCGGGCAAUUUGCAAGAGAAGCUUGGCCAUGAUUUCUCAGAGUACUUGGAUGGCCACUCCGCCACUAGAAUAACGUUCAAAGGAGUGCUGGUCGAAUCGGGUGAUAUUCUCAAAGUCGUCGGACAACCUGAUGGUACCGAGCUUGCUCCACUGGAUUAUAUCUCAAUCUUGCCGGAAGGGAUCGUUGAUUGA
Penicillium malachiteum is the source of this 2463-nucleotide messenger RNA. RefSeq names its product alpha-glucuronidase (gene aguA). The transcript has 2 exons. Gene Ontology annotation, biological process: xylan catabolic process. Gene Ontology annotation, molecular function: alpha-glucuronidase activity. Lineage: Eukaryota; Fungi; Ascomycota; Eurotiomycetes; Eurotiales; Aspergillaceae. Gene Ontology annotation, cellular component: extracellular region. The coding region runs from base 1 to 2463 and encodes 820 amino acids. The record is from RefSeq and is a predicted model, not a curated record.